UUAAAAAUAGUUUCUAAUGAUGGCAUUUACUGUAGUGAAAAAUAUUUGCUCAAAUAAAAAGUAUUCCAAUUAUGCUUGGAAAUUUUUCAAGCCUUUUCUAUACCUGGGUGGAAACAAACAAGCAUUUUCUUCUGCUCUAUAUGUACCAGGUAACAAAGCUAACAAAACAUUUGCAUUAGUGUCCCCUGUUUUGGACUAUGAUAAUAGAUUUGAUGAUGUGCAAAAACUCCAAGAAGAAUUUAACAAGAGAAACAUCAAUAUAAAUGCAGCUGAAUUAAAAAAGUCAUGGGAAUACUUUCAAUAUAUUUCUAAAAAGAAAGAAAGCAUCGAAAGUAAAAGAGAUGAACUAGCACAAGAUCUUAAGGCAUUGUAUGCUUUAGAAAAAUGCAGCAGUAUUCAGAACAAAAUUGAUGCUGGAAAAAUAAAACUUGAUCUUAUGAGAGAAGAUUUAAAGGUCAUUAAAGAAGUUAUUUGGAGUUUAGAAGAAUCACUUAUUCCGAACAUUUUAAAAAUCCCUAAUGUGAUUGAUGCCAAAACACCAACAGAUUCCACUGUUCUUCGCACUGUGGGGCACAAACCUGAAGUACCAAAAACUCUAAGGCAAAAUCACUUGAUUAUUGGUGAUUGCUUGAAUUUGAUUGAUUAUAAAAGUCCAACUCAAUACUAUUUAAAGAACGAGGCAGCAUUAUUUGAACUAGCAGUUAUUUCAGCUGCAGGCAAAAUAAUGAACGAAGCUAAUACUAUUAGAAUAUCUGGGCCAGAUUUUUGUCGAAGUGUUGUAGUGGAAGGAUGUGGUAUAGAUCAUCAAAGCUUCUUGAAAACUUUUAUUUUAGAAGACAGUAAUGAUAUUAAACAAGAAGAACUCAUCAAUCGUUUACAUCUUGUUGGAGCUGGAAGUCUUCCAGCACUUCUAGCUUUUCAUAUUAAACAUAUUGUGAAAGCCAAAGAUCUACCAUUGCGAUUAUUUUCUACAGGUAGGAGUUAUACUCCAUACUCAGAUAGUUCAAUUGACAGCGGUUUAUUCUCAACCUGUCAAUCAACAUCCCUUCAAGCAGUGACAUUUGUGAAUUUAAACGAUAAAUCCUAUGAUGAUGAAUUUGAAAAUUUAGUAAAUUUAGGGGCAAGCAUCUACAAUCAAUUAGGUUGUCAUUAUCGGAUUGUCUUCAAAUCAGCUAAGGAGCUGGAGAGAGCAGAGACCAAAAAAGUAACAUUUGAAAUGUGGUCUGUUAAUUCUAGCAAGUAUAUUGAAGUUGGAAAUGUUUCUGCUUAUGGUGAUUACUUAAAUAAACGACUAAUCAUUGGUUAUCAAGGAAAAAAAGGUAAUUGCUUGUCAGCAGUUAUUUCAGGUACUUUAUUAUCAGUACCAAAAGUACUGGGAUGUUUGAUUGAAGAAAAUCCAAAAAAAUUUAUAAUGCCUAAAAAAUUAAUAACAAAUCAUGAAAGUGAGUGUACAUAAAUAAAUCUUUGUUAA
This is a messenger RNA of Trichogramma pretiosum, 1471 nucleotides long. RefSeq names its product serine--tRNA synthetase-like protein Slimp (gene Slimp). The record is from RefSeq and is a predicted model, not a curated record. Lineage: Eukaryota; Metazoa; Arthropoda; Insecta; Hymenoptera; Trichogrammatidae. Gene Ontology annotation, cellular component: mitochondrion. The coding region runs from base 17 to 1456 and encodes 479 amino acids. Gene Ontology annotation, molecular function: serine-tRNA ligase activity; tRNA binding; ATP binding. Gene Ontology annotation, biological process: seryl-tRNA aminoacylation. The transcript has a single exon.